Messenger RNA from Salvelinus namaycush (lake trout), 4464 nucleotides. RefSeq names its product limb development membrane protein 1 (gene lmbr1). The record is from RefSeq and is a predicted model, not a curated record. Gene Ontology annotation, molecular function: transmembrane signaling receptor activity. NCBI's taxonomy places the organism in Eukaryota, Metazoa, Chordata, Actinopteri, Salmoniformes, Salmonidae. The transcript has 17 exons. Gene Ontology annotation, biological process: signal transduction. Bases 146 to 1624 code for a protein of 492 amino acids.
AAUGAGCGGACUUCGUUGGAACGGCAAUAGUGAGCUUUGGCUGUUACCUGAGCUGUUUGUCUUUUGACCAUAGACAGGUUUUAUGGACGUCAGUUGUACGACUAGUGUGUAGUGAGGCAAUUUAUUUGCAUUUGCAAUAUGAAGAAUGGAAGAAGACGAUGUUACUAUCAGAGAACAGAAUUUCCACAGCCAAGUUCGAGAAUACAUUAUUUGUUUCCUACUGUUUGCGGUACUCUACAUUGUGUCGUAUUGCAUCAUCACCAGGUACAAGAGGAAAACAGAUGACCAGGAGGAUGAAGAUGCUGUCGUCAACAGAAUAUCACUGUACAUGUGCACCUUCACCCUGGCCAUGUCGGGUGGGGCUGUUCUCCUCCUGCCUUUCUCAAUCAUCAGCAAUGAGAUCCUGCUCUCCUUCCCCAGAAACUACUACAUUCAGUGGCUCAAUGGCUCCCUCAUCCAUGGCCUGUGGAAUCUGGUGUCGCUCUUCUCCAAUCUCUGCCUCUUCGUCCUGAUGCCCUUCGCCUAUUUCUUUCUGGAGUCCGAGGGAUUUGCUGGAUCAAAAAAGGGCAUUAAGUCACGGGUUCUAGAGACCUUUGUGAUGCUCUUCCUCCUCGGACUGCUCAUCCUAGGAAUAGUCUGGGUGGCGUCCGCGCUCAUCGACAAUGACGCAGCCAGUAUGGAGUCACUCUAUGAUCUCUGGGAGUUCUACUUACCGUACCUCUACUCCUGUAUCUCUCUGAUGGGGGGACUGCUCCUCCUGAUGUGUACUCCUGUGGGCCUGUCCAGGAUGUUCACAGUCAUGGGCCAGUUACUAGUCAAACCAACCAUCCUGGAGGACCUGGAUGAGCAGAUUUACUGCGUCACUUUGCAAGAAGAAGCCCUCCAGAGGAGAUUGAACGGGUCAACAUCAUCUCACUCUCAUUCCCAAGGAAGCGCUCACCGACUCAACAAAGAAUUGGACAUCGUCCGAGAUCAGAGGAGUAAACUGGAGAGGAGGAAGAAAGCCUCUGCAUGGGAGAAGAACCUGCUGUACCCCAUUGUGAUGUUAAUACUGCUCACAGGGACGACUAUCUCAGUCCUGCUGGUGGCGCUGAAUGUCCUUUAUCUGCUGGUGGAUGAGACGGCCAUGCCAAAGGGAUCAACGGAUCGGGGACUUGGGAACACCUCACUGUCCACGUUCGGAGUCGUCCAGGCCGUUGUGGAGAUCGUUCUCAUGUUCUAUUUGAUGGUGUCCUCCGUUGUCGGCUUCUACAGCUUGCGAGUGUUUGAAGGCCUCACUCCCAGGAAAGACGACACGACCAUGACAACGAUCAUUGGUUGCUGUGUGUCCAUCCUGGUGCUGAGUUCAGCCCUGCCAGUCAUGUCCAGAACACUUGGUAUCACCAGGUUUGACCUUCUCGGAGACUUUGGGAGAUUCAAUUGGCUGGGAAACUUCUAUAUCGUCCUGUCGUACAACUUGCUGUUUGCCGUGGUAACUACCCUCUGCCUAGUCCGGAAGUUCACCUCAGCGAUCCGAGAGGAACUCUUGAAAGCUUUAGGUCUGGAUAAAUUACAACUGUCAAACAGCCCCACAGACCCUGAGUCUGGGAAGAUCGCGGCCAACGGGCAUCAGAAGACUCUGUGAAAGAGACAACCGACACACACACACACCUCAUGGCAGCCAAAGGGAGAUUUUGACUGUACUGGGAAUUGAGUCCGUGUAAGAGACUUAGUAUACACCGACAGUGUCUGACGGGCACUGCGAGCUGAGGGGAAGAGUAAUUUAGCUUUGUGACAUUCCAUCCUCUUCCUCCUGGAUCGAUGGAUGCAGGACUUGGACAGGGACAUGUUUGAGCCCCCUGACAGACUGGCAUCAUCACAACAGUUGAUGUUGACCUCAACAGUGACUCUGACCAUGGGCCACUCAGCCGAUAUCUGGGGGACUUUCUCUCAGCACCAAUGUCCUUCUCCCCCCCCUCAAUCUUUUCAUACAUUCGAAUUCUACCCUCUACCCAUCUCAUUCUAACCUCUUGCGUUCCGUGCUUCCCUGAUCACUUUUUAUCUGUUAUCUCCCCCCGUAAUUGCACUAUGCCCUAUUGGCUUGGAGGUGAAAUGUAACCUUUCGAUGCAGAGGCUGAAGAGAUGCUCGCUGACUAGUAGCCAUUUUUACACUUAUGUCCUAUUUCAAUGUCUGUCUGUUUCCAACCUGUUCUAUUUCCACCACAGUUACUGAGCCCAUGCAGUGCAUUUCACCAAUUUUAAAACCCAUUUUGGUUAUAAAAUGCAUCUGUGUUAUUUGGAGAGAAAACAACAGCACCUUCUCACAAGUAUAAUGAGAAGAGAAUUCCUUUUUUGAGAAUCAGGUGUGAUGGAUUAGAGUUGGAGACAAACCAACAGGACAGUAACUCCAGGAAAAGGGUUGGCGAGCCCUGGUGUAUAGUAUUAGUAUGGAUGGCUUCUGGUUUGAUAAGUGGAUUUUUUUUUUUUUUUUAUCUACACAUUUUGAAAAGAUGAGGGCAUUCUUUGAUAGACUUACUUGCUGUUGAACUCUCCUGCAUUAAAAAAGAUCUUACUGAUUACUCUUAUUCAUUUUACAUAUCGCUUUUAGCCGUUUUACGUGUCCCACCCAGUUGCUUUGCAUGUCCUCACAGGCGUCUGUGUAUCGCCACUUCUUCCCUCUUUGCAGAGCUUGCUGGUACAGUUAGUACCCGUUCACCUAAGUGACCAGUCAGUGUCUCCUCCAUUGACACAGACUGAAUGGAGAGGAGUUAGGAGGGACUAGCCAAUCCUUCCAUCUUUCUGAUCGUCUCAGGCCAGUUGUGAAUGUGUCACAAUGUGCUCAUUUUAUUUUGCGUUACCCACUGUACUGUGCGUUCAUUAUUUUUGUCUCAAUUUGAAUGACUCUUGUUUAGUUGCUCUUGAGAUGGGAAAACUAUAGAGUGAUCCACACGUCUUUUUUUGGUUCCAAAGAGCAAAUUUGUAAAGCGCUUUUCAUUAUGAAGAAUAAUCUCAAAGUGCAUAAGAUAAAAAAUCAAAAUACAUAUUUUAACGCAACUAGACCGGGUCACUGAGACAAAGAUCCCAGCUGACACUACAAGGAGCACAGCUGUCAACAGAAAGCCUUCCUAAAGAGAAAGGUCUUUAGGCCCGUUUUAAAGGAACCCAGAGUCUGUGGUGCCUUCAGGUGGUCCGGGAGAGCGUUCCAGAGGCUGGGGGCAGUCGAACUGAAUGACACAUUAUUAUAGUCAAUAGCAAAUUAUCCCAAAUGGUACCCUAUCCCCAAAAGUAGUGCAAUAUGUAGGGAAUAGAGUGCCAUUUGGGACAAACAUAACCAGACAGCAUAAGUCCCUGUCGCUGCAUAUUAUUGGUCGAGGGAGCACACCAUAAGCACAACAUUACAAUCGUACUUUUCCAAUGAGUUUGAGGUGCACACGGUCUGGGCCUGUUCCAGCCCAAGGGAACAGUUUUUGUUGCCUUAGUUUUUCCUCACUUGCCGAGGGUUUGAAAUGUUGAAGCGUGGCCUGUACUGUAGGUGGAGUAGCUAAUCAGAACCGUUGUGCCCCCUCAGAUUUGUCCUGUUUAGUUGUUUCUCUGUAAUACUGCUAGACCUAGAAAUGUCAUGAAGUUGACUUUAGCUAGCCCAUGUAGGUUCCCAACCUCAUAGCAUUAAAAUGGCUUUUUGGUGGCUAGUUAUCAGUCAAGUUUGAGUAGCUAGCUCGUCUAACUAUAUUAGCUGGUACGCCUGCUGGCAAACUUUAGAAAAGCAAGCAAUAACUUCGUGUACUGAAUGAGACUUGAUUCCUUUCAAUCUUUUAUUCAGAUUUCAGCAAAUCUGCAUACAGUUUCUUUUAAAAAUGAACCAGGAUACAGACCGCUCAAGAGGUAUGCUGAUUUUUUUUUUUUUUUACACAGAAAUAAGUAUGAUUAUGGCUCUAGAAUGCAGUAAAGAAAACUGUUUUGGAUGUUUGAAAAAUUCUAAAUUCUCCAACCUGUGCCCCCUCACAUUUUUGGAUGUAGCUAUAGUUUUUCUGUCUCUGCAUAUAAUUUCCUGCAAAUUAACAUGAAUGUGUUUUAGUUUUUUUACCAUAUGUGUGUUUGUUAAUAAACAAUGAACGUCAUUUUUAUUUAUUUCACCUUUAUUUAACCAGGUAGGCAAGUUGAGAACAAGUUCUCAUUUACAACUCAUGUUUAAGUUGACAUUGCUUUUUCAUCUGUAACUUCAACAGCAUUUGUGGUGUACAUCACGGGCUUCUUUUUGAGAUAUAAGAGCACACUUGGCACAAGUUAGCUUGCUUUUACCAUGGCAGUAUCUGUCUAUGAACUCCUGACAAGUCACAGUAUUCUGGAGGACUGGGACUUGAGGAAGAAUUGCACUUAAUUGGUAUGGAUGCCUGAAAGUGAUAAUUGUUUUGUGCAUUUAUCCUUUGAUGAAUGCAUUUAAAGUCUGUUCAUUAAACAACAGGAAUAACUUCCUGUUUUACUACA